Molecule: messenger RNA, 1029 nt
Organism: Necator americanus (New World hookworm)
Lineage: Eukaryota; Metazoa; Nematoda; Chromadorea; Rhabditida; Ancylostomatidae
Exons: 8
Coding region: 1-1029 (342 amino acids)
Source: RefSeq, a predicted model, not a curated record
AUGUCGUGGUUGUUUCAAGCGAAAAUUGCUAAGUCACACUUUUAUGUGUGGUAUCUUGGCUCGAAGGAAGCAGAUGGUGUUCGUGGAUCGGCGGUGGUUCUGCCCAUUAUGCGACAAUUAUUGAAGGACAGCUUCAAGAAGACACCUAGUAAAGCAACUGUUCAGAUCUCAUCCAAAGGCCUCAAACUAAUUCAAUCCGUUCCUGCUAUGUCACGAAGUGGAAAAAUUAAAUCACAGCUGGCAAAAUUCCAGAUAGCAGCCAGUUGUAUUACUUACAGUAUGACAGGGAAAGCACCGUUUGACGAUGUGGUCGGUGUAGUGAUGUUGGUGCUAAAUCCAGAGAUGAACUCACCGAUGCAUGUUCAUUGUUAUCGAUGCGAUAGUCCAGAAACAGCUCAAAUUAUGCAUGCAAAUAUUCAGUUGCUCAUAUCUCGUCCGGAAAUCCAACGAUCAAUAAUAGAUCUUGAACAACGUCUAUUCCUUGCUGGUCUUCUAGUACCCAGGACGAGAGCGGUGACAAGGUCCGCAUCCCGUACACGAAAUGGCAGUUCACGUGCUGUUUCCGAUGACUUUAUUCAUCCUAUCCUGAAAGCUGACAGGACCAGGAUUUUCCCCGUAGAAAAUUCUUCAUUAAAACCAAAAUCCGUUGAGAGGAAUAAACAGAAAAUGCCGAGAAGAGUUGUGGACGAGUUAAAAUCGAAGUUAAGCAGUAGCGAUUUACGAUUACUCAGGAACUCGUUCCAAUCUAUGGAUCUUCGAAGCGACUUCAGUUUCGCCGAUAAACGUUCUAAUCCACCGUUUCGAAUGUUCGGGGACACCCUAUUAAAGGAGACAAAGUCGAGAAGUUUGGACAAUUUGGUCGGAAACGUUGUGUCCACAGAUCUUCGUGGAGGCGAUAACCAGCCUAUUCAACGUUACUCCCGUCUUGAUAUGUCGCGACCAUUUGGUCAGAAUGGCGACGUCAACAAAUCCGACGGAAUCUGGAAGUCGAAUGUACGACGGGUGUCCAGCAUUCGUAUGAAUUUGUAA